GAAAUAAAAUAAUUUCCAUAAAAAGAUACUGUAGUGAGUCACAAUUACCAUUUUGACACAUGCGCUGAUUGGCUGUUGGAAAACACGUAUAGCCAACAUUCCGGCAGUGUCGUUCCGGUCGCCCGCUGUCGUGGAGUCGGUGAAGUGAGUGGUGAAAUUUUUACGUGUUUAACAUCAAAAAAUGGCGUCAGGCGUGACAGUAUCUGAUGCGUGCAAAACGACGUACGAAGAGAUAAAGAAGGACAAGAAGCACCGCUACGUGGUCUUCUACAUCAGGGACGAGAAACAAAUCGACGUGGAGACGGUCGGCGAGCGCAACGCCGAGUACGACGCGUUCCUCGAAGACCUGCAGAAGGGAGGCACCGGCGAGUGCAGAUAUGGUUUGUUCGACUUCGAAUACACGCACCAGUGCCAGGGCACGUCGGAGGCCAGCAAGAAACAGAAGCUGUUCCUCAUGUCGUGGUGCCCUGACACCGCCAAAGUCAAGAAGAAGAUGUUGUACUCCAGCUCUUUCGACGCGCUGAAGAAGUCCCUGGUCGGUGUACAGAAGUACAUCCAAGCGACCGACCUCUCCGAGGCUUCCCAGGAGGCCGUCGAAGAGAAACUGCGCGCCACGGACCGCCAGUAAACCGCAUUUGUACGACCGACGGCGCCGCGCCAACGUUGGCCCAACCUCGCCCAACACGCGCCAGCACCAUCCUCCCCAUGGCCUAAACGUUACCAUGCAUUUACAAAUCAAAUGGUCUCCGUUCGACUAUGUUGGGCCAACGUGCGUUUAGGAGGGAAUCGUAUCCACUAGUAGUUUUUAUACUCGAACUGUAGAACUAUUUAAAGCUUUCAAAUCCGCUGCUGUAAGAUAGGACUAGUGGUUAGUAAAUCAAUGUAUAUGUUUGGUAUGUCAUACUGGAUGUACGUGUCAACCCACUGGUGGGUGCGGUUCAUUCCAGCAGUCAGUAUUGCGGCACGGCGCUCACACAAUCGCAUGGGUUCUUUUCAUAUUAAUUUCAUCAGUCCUUAAAGCUUUCUUAUGCAGUUUUUCGGAGCGGUCCUUAAGGUCUACUGUGUACAGAUAGCUAACUGUAUAUCGGCCGACUCUAAGCUAAUAAGGGAUUAUGUAAUUUAAAUGUAAUUAUUAUAUUUUUUUCCUAUAAAGAGUUAAGCUCAAAUUCUGACGCGUAGGCGUUUUCAUUUUUAAAUACAGGUUACGUACGACACGUAGGACAAAACUGUCUGCGAACACCUAGACACGUUGAUACCAAAGUGGCACUGGUUUUGUCUGUAUGUGCGUUGAUGCAUUAUAGCGUACGCCGGUCGGCUUUUUAUACUAUUUAGAUUGUAAAAUAAGGAAUGUACGGUUUUAUACGGUCGUCGGAGGUUUUGGUUUGUAAUCGCUCAUUGCUUGACACGAAUCAAACUGGCGGGCGAUUGAAUGAGUAUUUUGUAACCAAAUUUAUCCAGAAAUACACUCGAUAUAAGUGAA
Messenger RNA from Pectinophora gossypiella (pink bollworm), 1480 nucleotides. It is a transcript of the gene tsr, whose product is annotated as cofilin/actin-depolymerizing factor homolog. Lineage: Eukaryota; Metazoa; Arthropoda; Insecta; Lepidoptera; Gelechiidae. Gene Ontology annotation, molecular function: actin filament binding. Gene Ontology annotation, cellular component: actin cortical patch; actin cytoskeleton; cytoplasm. Gene Ontology annotation, biological process: cell motility; actin filament severing; actin filament fragmentation. The record is from RefSeq and is a predicted model, not a curated record. Bases 182 to 628 code for a protein of 148 amino acids. The transcript is spliced from 4 exons.